UUUUUAAUGACCUCUGUGAGAAAAGAGCAAACUGCGACAAACAAAAGUAAACCAAUUUUUUCCUCACUUGUUAGGUUUUUAGGUUUCUCAUUGCCGCUUAUUUUUGCCAGUGAAUCUUCAACAGUUUAAUUUCAUGUUAUUUAUUAUUAAUAUUUAUUCUGGUUUUUUCUUCUUUUGUUAUAUGUUACAUUUUUUUGUUGUGUUUUCACCAUAUUAUCUGACAUUUACAGUUAUUAUUAAUCAUCAAAAUAUUGGUUGUUUCAAGAAAAAAAGCCAGAGAGCCAUGAGGUUAACCUUUGAAACACUUGGUUUUCAUGGUUAUGGUUUGAAAUUUAGUCCAUUUUCACCUAAUUUAUUGGCUUGUGCUGCUUCGCAAAAUUAUGGUCUCGUAGGACAAGGUUGUCUAUUUAUUCUUGAUCAUGACCCAGACAAAGGAAUAAGAUGUCUGAGAAAAUUAGACUGGUCAAAAGAUGGUUUAUUUGAUCUUACCUGGUCCGAAGCUGACGCUGGAACGAUAUGGACUGCUGGAGCUGACGGCACUAUUCAAAUUUGGGACAUUGGAUCAGGAGGAAACAGUGAAGGUCCUGUCAAAGAUGCUAAACUAGCAUCCGUUGUACCUGCUCAUCAGUCAGUUAUCAGUUCUAUUCAAUGGAGUCAAGUACGGUCUGAUCAACCAACCGUUUUAACAUCGUCCUGGGACUCAACAAUCAAACUUUGGGAUGGUCUGACCGCUCAUCACCUGACAACUUUCAAUGGUCAUCAAGCCUUAGUUUACGAGAUUGCCUGGUCACCUCUUCUUUCAUCAACUUUUGCCUCUUGCUCACGUGAUGGUACAAUCCGAGUUUGGGAUAAAUCGACACCGCCCGAUCAAGCUAGUCUAGUUAUUCAAGCUUCUCAAUCUGAGAUUCUUUCCUGUGAUUGGUGUAAAUAUGAUUCAAAUAUAAUCGUUGCAGGAUGUUCAGAUAAAUCAAUAAAAAUUUGGGAUCUUCGAUCCAUUGACAAUGGUCCACUAACCGUACUUAUGGGUCAUGAUAGAGCUGUGAAAAAAGUACGGUUCAGUCCUCAUAGCGCCUCAAUAAUUGCCUCUGUCUCAUAUGAUUUCACCACUCGUUUAUGGAACUACCUUAACUCGGACCAAAGUUUCUCAUCAAAAUCAAAAUUGAUCAUCACACGACAAAAUCAUAGUGAAUUUGUUUAUGGCCUGGACUUCAAUAUUCAUCUACCUUAUGUUUUAGCUGAUUGUGGUUGGGAUAGAUACAUUUGUAUCUUUGCCAAUCAGAUUUAGACAUGAAAGAUCAACCUGAUCACCCUGUGAAAAGGCGGCUGAAAGUUUAUUUAAAAGCUUUCCAUGCCUUUACCCUCCUACUUCCGUCUAUUCAUUUACUCAUUUCUAUUUUCUAUUUUCUCUCUUUCUAUCUCUCUCUCUCUCUCUCGCAUUUCUUCUCCCACAUGCUCUCAGUCACCUUAGCUUAUUUCACUCAUAGCUUUCAACUUUUCAUUUCGUCAUCAUAGCUGACAUUGGAAGGCUGAUUAAUCCCGCCAAAGUUAAGCUCAUUUCGUUAUACGUUUACUGCGUAUGCUAAUUUUUUUGUUCUCUUUUUUUCUCUUCAUUAUUUCUAAUUUAUAAACCAAAGUUAACAGAUUGGUUAACCAGCCAAUGUUCUUUAAAUCUUACUCCACCUCUUCCUUGCCUUGCUUCUCCAUCCCUAUUUUUCAUGCUAUUGUAUUAUAUAAAUAGUCGGGCUGGUUUUUGAAAAAAAAUUGAAACCAAUUAUUAUGAUAAAAUCCUACAAAAAAUACAAAUACAAUUCUUACCCUAGUUAAUUAGACGAGAUGAAAAAAAGGACUAGUUGUAAAAUAAGAUUAAAAAAGAUAGUUUCUGGUAUGGUGUUAUUCAAAUAUUGAGGUUUGAUUGUAUUUGAAUUUUUCUCCCUUCUCCUCUUUUCGCACCUUUUUGUCACCUUUUGUCUCAUAGUUUCUACAAAAUUUUCAUGCAUUUAUAUAACUAUACAAACAAGAGUAUGUUAAAUUAUAUCUUUACACCGAAUUAGGAGACUCAAAUAAAUCCAAACAAUUAAAUUGUAAGUUUGGGUUAUUUGUUUCUCCCGCAAUUUGUUUGCUCUUUGCGAAUCUCAUUCAAUUGUGAUCUUUCUUAUCUCUUUUUUUCUUGAUAUUUUCUUAAUGAAAAGUUUCUCUUCUCUCUAUCUUUCCUCUUUUCUUCUUUCACUCUUAUAUUGUUUGUUACCUUAAAUUUGGAAUCAAUCAAGUAAAUUAAAUCUUGCUCUUUUUCAAUGAUUAUUUUAUCAAUUAAUUUAUCCUUUCAGUUCUCUCUCUCCCUUCAAUAUUCAAAUAUUUUUAUUAACAGUCGAUUCAUCUUUUUGAUUCAGCAUUUCUGCUUUUACCAUGUUUACAUUAUGAUUGUUCCCAUACUGAUCAAGUUACCCAUCUAUUUAUAAGACCCAUCCAUCUAUUCAAGCCAGAUCAUGGGUAGAGCCAGGAAGAUGACAGUUAAUAAAGAGAUGGCAAUGCAAUGGGUCAUUCAUGUGUUGAAAAAUUACCGGUUGAGAAGUGUUCAGAUUGUGAAAAGUGAAUCACGUAAAUCUGCCGAUGAGGAAUCUAACGAUUUGAAAGUUUAUUGAAGGAGGACAAAGAUUUGUAACUUGAUUAAAUUACUCAUGAAUUUGUCUGCUUUUGUCGGGUCUUUUGUUGCUCAAUGUUCAAUUUUUGGUAAUCAGUUGAACCUUGAUUUUAGUGAAAAUUGCAUUUAAGAGAGUAAACGUCGUUUAAAUUGUAAUUUUUGAACAUAUUUUCAACAACUUUCUUCCUAAUGAUACUUUUCAUGACGAUAAAGCACUUCAAUGUGUACAUGUGAAAGUUAACGUAACUGAUGACAUUAUGAACCAUACGCACGACCGAGUUUUCAUUGUAAUAACUUAAAUUGUUAGACUAUCUUAAUGACCUCUCAUUUCAGUAAAAAUAUAUCUCUAUAUUAAAAUAAGUAAAUCAUUUGCAAGAUAAA
Molecule: messenger RNA, 3019 nt
Organism: Tetranychus urticae (two-spotted spider mite)
Lineage: Eukaryota; Metazoa; Arthropoda; Arachnida; Trombidiformes; Tetranychidae
Source: RefSeq, a predicted model, not a curated record